AUGUAGAUCAGAUGUAUUUAAGCUGAUCAUCAGAAUCAAUAUAUAAUAGGGAUUUGUAUUGAGAGCAACUGCCUCUAUCAAAGGCCUUAUUGUCAUGCUUGUUUACCAAAUCAUGUUUAGCACAUUCAUAUGUUAAUAACUUUGGAAAGUUUAAAUGAAUGGUUUAAACGAAGAAUGAUCAUUAUUAAGGAUGUAUAAAAGUAUUCUUAAGAGUGUAAAUCAGUCCUUGAUAGUCUUAUAAAUAUAUUUAUUCCUUAUCUCGACAUUAAUAUAGAAUAAUUAGGAAUCUCUUAGAUUGAUAACAUUAUUAAGUGUUUUUGCUAAAUUGAAGUUUGUGAGUAAUAAUUAUUAAAACAGCUUGAAUAAUCAAUCUAAUAGGUUAAAUAAAUUAUAAAUAAAAUAUUAAAAAAAAUAAAGAGUUAGAUAGAUUAAGAAUAGAAAAUUGAUCUAUAUGUUUAAUAACCUCAAAUUUUGAAACCCUUGAUAUAAAAAUAAAACAAUCAUGAUUGCUACUUAAAAUCAAUUCUAAAGCCAUUCACUUUUGACCUCAUUAAAUAAAAUUCAAUUAAGUAAGAUGAAGGGUGUUAUGCAAUUGCUUUUAAUAAAGAUGGGAUGAGAAGAGAAGAUAAAAGUAUAUCAACAUAACGAAGGGAAACUGAAUCAAGUAUAAGUAUUAAGUGA
This is a messenger RNA of Paramecium sonneborni, 681 nucleotides long. NCBI's taxonomy places the organism in Eukaryota, Ciliophora, Oligohymenophorea, Peniculida, Parameciidae. The record is from the annotation of a GenBank genome assembly.